UUCCCUCUCCCUCUCUCUCUCUCUGAUAUCUUCUUGUUUCUUACAUUUAUCACUCGGACCUUUUUCUUCUUUUUUUUCAGUUACAACUCAGACUUUUUAUCAGUAAUCUAAUGUGAGUACUUUAAAAUCAUCUCAUUCAUGAAUUGUAGGUUGGUGAACCGCCAUAGCUCUUGACUUGUCUGCUCUUAGCUUCAAUUAAGAUCAAAUCUGAGCCGAACCCAUUUGUUGUUACUCAAAAAGAACCCGACCCAGAUCUGAGUUACUGUGAUUACGAUGAAUCAGGUGAAGGAGGAGAUUAUUAUGGAGGCGACCACCACCAUGGCUGCUCCACUGCCAAUGGAGGGGCUUCACGAAGCUGGUCCACCGCCGUUUCUGACAAAAACAUACGACAUCGUCGACGAUGUUUCCACCAACCACAUAAUUUCGUGGAGCCGAGGUAACAAUAGUUUCGUUGUCUGGGAUCCACAGUCUUUCUCCAUGAGCCUCCUUCCCAGAUUCUUCAAACACAACAAUUUCUCCAGCUUCGUCAGACAGCUUAACACCUAUGGAUUCAGAAAGGUUGAUCCAGAUAGAUGGGAAUUUGCCAAUGAAGGGUUUUUGAGAGGACAAAAGCAUCUUCUGAAGAACAUAAGGAGAAAGAAAACACCUCAACAACAACAACAGCAACAUCAUAAUCAUCAUCAUCAAGCUCUAGAUCCAUGCGUGGAAGUAGGGAGGUUCGGGCUCGACGGAGAGAUCAACCGGCUCCGGCGAGACAAGCAGGUUCUCAUGCUGGAACUGGUAAAACUCAGACAACAACAACAAAAUGCUAGAACCCGCCUUCAACAAAUGGAAUGUAGGCUCAAGAAAACCGAACAGAAGCAGCAGCAAAUGAUGAAUUUCUUAGCUAGAGCUAUGCAAAACCCUAACUUUGUUCAGCAGUUAGUUCAGAAGAAAGAAUGGAAGAAGGAACUUGAAGAAGCAAUUUCACACAAAAGAAGAAGAACUAUCGAUCAAGGACCUAGUAAUCGUGGUAAUGUUGAGUUCAUGGGCCAAUUAGAAUGCCCAGAUUUCGUUGAACUUGAAGAUAAUAUUAUUGCUGCUGAUGAUCAUGCUGCUCAGGAUUUGGAUUUGAUUGGAAAGUUAGAGGAAGAACAUCAUAAUGAGGUUGUCCAAGUUGGAAGUGAAAAUAUUAAUAAUAGAGAGAAAGAGAUUGAUGAUCAAGUGUUUUGGCAAGACUUGUUGGACGAGGAUAUUGAAGAAGUUGUACGAGGCUUCGAGGAAGACGAAGAAGAUGUUGAUGUGUUGGCCGAACAACUUGGUUAUUUAGCCUCUAAUAAUCGUCCUCCUCCGUAAAUAAUUGAUUAAUAUUCUCAUGAUUUAAUUUCUUCUUCCAUAUCAAUCCAUGGGCCAACUCUUCUUAAUUA
Molecule: messenger RNA, 1406 nt
Organism: Neltuma alba
Lineage: Eukaryota; Viridiplantae; Streptophyta; Magnoliopsida; Fabales; Fabaceae
Product: heat stress transcription factor A-6b-like
Exons: 2
Coding region: 274-1335 (353 amino acids)
Biological process (GO): cellular response to heat; regulation of transcription by RNA polymerase II
Cellular component (GO): nucleus
Molecular function (GO): RNA polymerase II cis-regulatory region sequence-specific DNA binding; DNA-binding transcription factor activity
Source: RefSeq, a predicted model, not a curated record